AGUCUCAUUCGAACUCGUGUACCGUCGAUGUCAUAAGAUUUUCAUUUCUAAAUGAUCAAAAUAUAAAUAUUUGUGAUUUGUGUGAAUUGUUGUUUUUUUCUGCUUUUUGUUAUAUUUUCUCAUCCACAAAGAAAAACAUUUUAUAAAUAGAACAAAACGGCUUCUAAAUAUCAAAAAUUAAUAUAUUUCGAAAAUAUUUUUAGUAUAAAAAUUUGCAAAAAAAAAUAAAGAAAAAUUAUGUUUGUUUAAUAUAAAACUUAAAAUUUGUAUUGACAUACUUGUAUGCGUAUUAGUGUUAUAUUAAAAAAAUAAUCGAUUUUCGAAAUAGACUAGUUUUAGAAUUAUUGUAUUGUAAAUAAUUGCAAUAAACAUAUAAAUAAUUAACAAGAAAAAUGCCAGCUUCAAAUACCAUUGUGUUGAAAAGUCUUUCCAUAUUAUUGGGAUUAUUUUUUGUUUUUGUUGGUACACUUAAGUUAACGCCACAUAUAAGUAAGGACCUAUACAAGGAUCUACGCACUGAAUAUGUUAAAUAUGCCAAAGUGUUUCCCUUGACUGCCUUGUUUGGCAUUAAAAUACCCUCAAAAUGGUACAGACGCACUGUUGGUGUACUGGAAAUUGUUUGCGGUCUGGCAAUGGCACUUAUUCCAUAUCAUAAAGUAAAAAAUACUGCUAACAUAACGCUUUUAAUUUUAAUGCUCCUUGGCAUUUAUCAACAUUGGAUGGUAAGCGAUCCCUUUGAACGUUCAGGACCAGCGUUGGUGUUCACCUUUAUGUUGGGUGGUCGUUUAGUCGUUUGGUAUCAGACUAGCCGCAAGGAAGCCGAACAAUCUGCCGUCACACAGGCACAAACAAAUGGUGUGAAACAGGACUAAAUAAACUUUUUUCUUCUCAUAUAAAACGCACACAGUUCAAUAUUUUCUCCAAAAACACUUGAUCUUCGAAUUCUGAGAAAAAGCCAAAUUUUUCAAAGCAGAGGAGAAAAAUACAGUAUUGGGAUUUAAAAUUUCACACAAUUAUUAGCUGCGCUAGCAGUUAUAUUUAAAUUCCACUGAAUGCAAUCAAAACGACUUUUUGUUUUUAAAAUUUUUAUUUAUUAUUUUACUUUUCUUUUUAAUUUAGUGAAAUUAUUAAAUUGAUUUAAAAUUUAAUUUCAUUACCCUCUAUACUUUUUGUAAUAAAGGUCUUGAUAAAAAUAAAAAUGUAUAUUAAAAACAUA
This is a messenger RNA of Lucilia sericata (common green bottle fly), 1216 nucleotides long. RefSeq names its product transmembrane protein 35A. NCBI's taxonomy places the organism in Eukaryota, Metazoa, Arthropoda, Insecta, Diptera, Calliphoridae. The transcript has 4 exons. Bases 393 to 872 code for a protein of 159 amino acids. Gene Ontology annotation, cellular component: endoplasmic reticulum. Gene Ontology annotation, biological process: chaperone-mediated protein complex assembly; positive regulation of protein localization to cell surface. The record is from RefSeq and is a predicted model, not a curated record.